AUGGAGAAAGAAUCACUCUCGAACCAUGUGGAGACUGUGCAUGAUGCUGAGAGCCAAGGCGAGGAGAUCCAUGUCUCUCAGUCCAAAGUGAAUAUCAGUGGAACCGUACAGCUCACUGCAGGCUCGAUCGUCUAUAUCCCAACUCCUACUAGUGAUCCUCGAGAUCCAUUGAACAUGAGCAAGUGGCAAAAGGCCAUGAUUCUGAUUACAAUCUCUAUAUUCUCGACUAUUGGAUUGUCACUCGUUUCUGGAUUUGGCGGCCUGUUAGGCUUCUAUAUUCCUGGAUAUUCGGCUGCGGGUGCAACCUAUGCCGAUAUUACCUCUCUUAUGACAUACCCGACCUUAUUCAUGGGUAUCGGUAACCUGAUCGGCAUGCCAUUGGCGAUUGCAGUUGGCCGACGCCUUGUCCUACUCGUUGCAACAGCUGUCAUGGUCGUCGGAGCCAUCUUAUGUGUCUUUGCAACGAACUUCGAGUGGCACCUUGGGGCGCGUAUGAUUAUCGGUCUUGCCGCAGGUCAGAGCGAGGCUCUUGUGCCUAUGAUCACCCAGGAAAUCUUCUUCCUCCACGAAAGAAGCACCUUCCUCAUGCUCCAACAGUCCAUCCAAACGAUCGCCACUGCUGUCUUCGUUCUCUUUGCCAGUCCCAUCGCAGAAGCUAUCACUCCGGAGUGGUGGUAUGGCCUGGGCGCAUGUCUCUCUGGAGCAUCCCUGAUUCUAGCAUUCUUCUUCGUCCCAGAGACCAAGUACCACCGCUCUCGAUCCUCGUAUCAAGAAACCUCACCCACCGAAGGCUUGGAUGCAUCAUCAGAGAAGGAAGUCCACACGGUCGCUACAGAGCGACCGGCCCUUGACUAUGUCAACUACGAAGCUCGUACUUGGCGCUCCGAUCUGCGUCUUUGGGUCGGCUCGCCCGAAUGGCGUAAGGGGAUGGAUACAUUCAUCCAAUCCUUCCAACUCCUCCUCUUCCCCAACGUCCUCUGGGCAAUGGCCCUCAACGGCCUCACACUCGGCGUCAACAUCGCAAUCGGGACUACCUACGGCACAAUCAUGACCUCGAAAUACAACUGGGCCCAAAAGUCAGUCAGUUACGUGAACUGCGGCCAAAUCGUAACAUCCCUCGUCGCCCUCCCCGUAUUUGGCCUCGGCUCCGAUAAAUUAAUCACCUGGUUCGCCGGACGCCGAAACGGCAUCCACGAGCCGGAAAUCCGUAUGCUACCACUCAUCUUCCCCAUUAUCGUCGGUACUUUCACCGCGGUCCUAUACGGGUACGGUGCGACGUAUCCAUCGUCUUAUCACUGGUUUGUCGACGUUUGGGCCGUGGCGGCUUAUUAUUUCGCGUUCGUGGGCGCGAAUAUUGUGGCGAUCACGUACUUGCUUGACAGUUAUCCUCAGAGGGCGAGUUCGUUGUUGAUUAUUAUUUGUGCGUUUAGGGGAAUUAUUUCUUUUGGUGUUAGUUAUGGAAUUUCGCCGUUUAUUGAGCGGAAUGGGUACGAUGGUGCAUUUACCACGUUUGGUGGAUUGACGGCGGCGUUUGGGUUGUUGGGGGUUCCGAUAUUUGUUUGGGGGAAGAAGAUUCGCGCCGUUACUGGGAGGUACGCGGUUGAUAAAGAGUGA
Penicillium brasilianum is the source of this 1614-nucleotide messenger RNA. The record is from the annotation of a GenBank genome assembly. NCBI's taxonomy places the organism in Eukaryota, Fungi, Ascomycota, Eurotiomycetes, Eurotiales, Aspergillaceae.